Kalmanozyma brasiliensis GHG001 is the source of this 495-nucleotide messenger RNA. Its product is annotated as Prefoldin alpha-like protein. The transcript is spliced from 5 exons. NCBI's taxonomy places the organism in Eukaryota, Fungi, Basidiomycota, Ustilaginomycetes, Ustilaginales. The record is from RefSeq and is a predicted model, not a curated record. Gene Ontology annotation, cellular component: cytoplasm; prefoldin complex. Bases 1 to 495 code for a protein of 164 amino acids. Gene Ontology annotation, biological process: protein folding; regulation of DNA-templated transcription.
AUGGGUUCGAAGGGACAGCAAGUGGACCUCAUGUCCUUGGACAUCCAGCAGCUCCUCGAGGUCAAGAAGCAACUCGAAACGGAAGUGCAGCACCUCACAUCCUCGUUCGGCCAGCUGAAAGCAGCACAAGCCAAGUUCAAGAGCUGCAUUGAGAGCGUCGCUAGCGUCAAGCCCGAGAACAAAGACAAGACGACAUUGAUCCCAUUAACUUCCUCACUCUACGUACCUGGCAAGCUGUCGGAUCUGGACAACGUCAUUGUCGAUGUUGGCACAGGCUACUUUGUUGAGAAGUCAACAUCGGACGCUACCAAAAUGUACCAAGAGAAGGUUGAGUUUCUCACGAAGAACCUCGAGCAGCUGCAAGAAACCGUGCUUCGACAGCAGGAGAACUUGCAAACCACCGUCGAGAUGAUUCGCAUGAAAGCGAGAGCCGAGCAGCAAGCUGGUGCGUCUGCGCAAGGCCGUGGUGCAGGACAGGCGUCAGCGGCGGCGUAG